Messenger RNA from Nematocida parisii ERTm1, 1281 nucleotides. RefSeq lists its product as uncharacterized. The transcript has a single exon. The coding region runs from base 1 to 1236 and encodes 411 amino acids. The record is from RefSeq and is a predicted model, not a curated record. Lineage: Eukaryota; Fungi; Microsporidia.
AUGCAGAGUGACAGAAUUCUCCAAAAAGAAAGCACACACCCAUCAGAAGACUCGAUGAAAACCCUGUCAGACAUGGAAAUAUACAGAAUAUUCACACAGGAAAGAGAAAUCCCCCUAUCACAAAAUGUAAUAAAAUACAUAAAACAGCACAUGACGUAUACCACCAUAGAAAUAUACGCAGAUAUAAUUAAAGCAAAUUAUACCACAGGGAUACUCACACAAGAAGCCGUGCACGAAUCCAUUAAAAACAUAAAGAAGGAAAGAAGAACAAUCGAAAUAUCCCCAGUGAAAUAUACACCAGAAGGUAUAAAAAGGUACAAAAUCCUUAAAGACAGGAUUAUUCAACAGAAAAAUUCAAUUGUAACACUAAAACCGAAUGUGAAUUCAAUUAUUUUCGGGAUGGUCCGCAUUUCAGAUUCUGGCCGUGUAGAAAUUGAUGAUGAAGAUGAUUCUGUCACUGUCUCUGAAAUAAAAAAUGAAUAUUUUUUAGGGAGGGGAGUCUGUGCAGGAUUUGAGGGAGUGCUCACAGAAAAUGGGUACUCUGUUGAAAAAAUACAUUUACCAGAAAGUAAAGUUCACAAUAAUAGUUCAACCCUGACUAUUCCUAAUUUUAUUGUGAUCUCACAGUUUAUACCCACAGAAGAAUCCAUAAAGCGUAUAAAUAAUAUACUGAAGGUGUACACAGAAUAUGAAAUAAAUUUAUGCGCUGUGAUUAUUAUGGUACAUGAAAGGGUGAACAUAAUAAAUGUACGUACAGAGAUAGAGAAUAAAAUAUCUGGGGAGUACAAGGAGAUUGAAUUUAUACUGAUUCCUGGAGUUGGGAGCAAGUACUUCUAUCCGCACGGAGAGUGUUCUGUGUACAGGAACAUUUCACUGGGGACAAAUCCGUGUGAAGUAAAAAUAGAGAAUAACGUAUUUUUAGUUGGCUCGUUUGAUUUAAUAGAUGGGAUACGCGAGGAGUGUGUGUUUAAUGGGGAUUUUAGGAGGGAGUUGAGUAAAACACUUUUAACACAGGCAUCGUUUAACCCAUUUAUUCAUUAUACAGACUUAUCCUAUACAGAAGAUUUCCUUGGGAUGAUUAUAGGGGAUUCUUACGACUGUUUUACGCAUACGCAUAAUAAUCAGAUAUUCUCUGUAUGCGGUGAUUUUGAGAAGAGUGAAGGACAGUUCCUUUUCUUUAAUGGGUCUGAAAGAGUAUUUGAGAUAUGUUCAUACGGCGACUUAUCAACUGAGUAAAUAGUCCAAAUCCAUAAAUCCAUAAAAAUAACGGUUAUUCCAGGA